Molecule: messenger RNA, 692 nt
Organism: Aquila chrysaetos chrysaetos
Lineage: Eukaryota; Metazoa; Chordata; Aves; Accipitriformes; Accipitridae
Gene: MRPL27
Product: mitochondrial ribosomal protein L27
Exons: 4
Coding region: 58-477 (139 amino acids)
Biological process (GO): translation
Cellular component (GO): ribosome; mitochondrial large ribosomal subunit
Molecular function (GO): structural constituent of ribosome
Source: RefSeq, a predicted model, not a curated record
GCCGCCAGCCGCGCGCGCUCCGCCCUCCCACCGGAUGAGGAAGAGGCGCUAGGGAAAAUGGCGGCGGUGAGGCGGCUGUUUCUAACUACUCCCCAAACAAGCCUGGUUGCCAUCAGAUGUGCUUCUAAGAAAACUGGAGGCAGCUCAAAAAAUCUAGGUGGCCGCAGCCCUGGGAAGCGCUACGGAUUCAAAAAAGUAGAAGGUGCAUUUGUGCAUGCAGGCAACAUUUUAGCUACACAGCGGUUGAUACGCUGGCAUCCAGGGGCUCAUGUGGGGAUGGGCCGUAACAAGACACUCUACGCCCUGGAGGAUGGGAUUGUGAGAUACACCAAAGAGGUCUAUAUACCUCUGCCCCGCAGCAGUGAGAGCAGGGAAGUGAUCUGUCGUCUACCCAAAGGAGCGAUUCUUUAUAAAACCUUUAUCAAUGUUAUCCCUACCACAGAAGUAGGAAGCUUUAAACUGGUCACCAUGCUCUGAGCCUCCUGUGUCACACAGGGUCAGAUGGGAAGGAGCGGCUGGGACAGACCACUACCGCUGGACUGGCAUCUGAGGUCAAGAAUAUUCUAGCUCUGAAGAUACCAGUUUAGGACUUUGUUUUCUUGCUCCUAAAGCACAUGUGGCCAGUGUUUGGGCACUGGGAUCACCUGCCAGUAUUUGUAAGAGUGUUUAAUAAAUGCUGUGGGGCCACUAAA